This is a messenger RNA of Haliotis rufescens (red abalone), 1527 nucleotides long. Its product is annotated as beta-1,3-galactosyltransferase 5-like. NCBI's taxonomy places the organism in Eukaryota, Metazoa, Mollusca, Gastropoda, Lepetellida, Haliotidae. Gene Ontology annotation, cellular component: membrane. The record is from RefSeq and is a predicted model, not a curated record. Bases 430 to 1503 code for a protein of 357 amino acids. Gene Ontology annotation, molecular function: hexosyltransferase activity. The transcript has 2 exons.
UAAUUUAAACAUUUGAGUCACGAUCACGUCACUGGUUACAGUUUGCCGUGUCAUGUUUAAAAUUGAGGACUUCGACUGAGCCCAGGGUCCCUGCUUGUCGACUAGGUAGGGUAUCGGGUGGUUACGACGCGUGAUCCUUCUGAUCGAGAUGCUCGUUCCCCAAGCUUCAGCGGGCGACUUGGAAUAGCAUGUGAAUCUUGCUUUACGCCGCAGUCAACAAUAUUCAAGCUACAUGCAUAUCAUAGAGGCCUAUAAAUACCAGAGUCUGGGCCAGGCAAACCAGUCAUAGCUCCAUCAGCGUCCGAGGCUUUUAGGAUACCAUUAGCCUGCUCUUACAAGCAUGGGACACAGCGUACAUAUUCUGGUACGGGCACAGCGGUUAAAACUAACAUUACCUAACAGGAAAGGCAAACUCAGAGGACAAUAAAGAUGACACGGGAUGCAUACAUCCUGCUGGUUGUAAGGCCAUACAGACAGUGCUUUAAUAGAAAACAUACGCCGACCAUGAUCCCAAUCAUUAGACGUGUGGGACGAGUAUUGAAACAUUACCUGAUCUUUCUCACCAGACGCUGGAUCCAGUUACUUGUAGUCAUAGCAAUGACGAUGUAUCUGUUGUCGUGGGUGUACCCAGGCAGGUCAUUUUACUACCCCCAGGAUCGGCAGGUGAACCGCCUGGGUUACAAGUACAUCACCUCCCCCCAGAACGUGUGUGGUGGGACCAACAACCCUUCUGUGCUCAUCUUCGUCUUGUCGACUGCCCAAGCAUAUGCCAAGAGACAGGCCAUCAGGGACACUUGGGGGAGCGUCUCCAGAAGCGGCAGGUGGCCAUCCAGACGCAUACCCGCCACUGUGAAGGUAGUUUACCUUUUCGGACAUUCGCGGGAAUUCACGUUAAUCCACAGGCUCCAAAGAGAAGCAUCUGUGUAUGGCGAUAUCCUUCAGAUAGGGAUUGAGGAGUCCUACGGACUUCACGUCACGAAGAAAAUAUUAAUGGGGUUCAAAUGGGCGAGGGAGCAUUGCCCCGGGACACAGCACGUGAUGAAGGUGGAUGAUGAUGUGUUCGUAGAUCUACCGCAGGUCCUUCAUAGACUUCAGUCCCCAGAGUGGUCCUCGUAUCUAUGUGGGCACGUUGUGCUUUUGUCUGUGACUCGGAGGUCAGGGAAGUAUCAGUUAAGUUUCCAGGAAUACCCGUACAUUCUGAUACCUCCCUACAUCCUUGGAUACUUCUAUGUUAUGCCUAUGGACGUCUCGUCCAAGCUUGUGGAUGUUUCAGAAUACGUGCCAUAUCUGAGAAUGGAGGAUGUUUACAUCACGGCCAUUUUGUCCAGAAUGAUCAAAGUGCAGAUCAAAGGAUUUCAAACGUUUUUCUCGGACAGGAAUUAUGACGUUGAUACGUGUGAUUUUGUGUCUCAAAGGCGGGACGCAAGUGUAGAUGUCAGUCCCGACAAAAUGUAUUUGGUGUGGAAGACAUACAGCGAUGACAAUAUAUGUAAAUACGUUUGAAAUAAAGACUUCAGGGCGAUUUUU